This is a messenger RNA of Oxyura jamaicensis (ruddy duck), 1058 nucleotides long. It is a transcript of the gene TBCA, whose product is annotated as tubulin folding cofactor A. Gene Ontology annotation, cellular component: microtubule cytoskeleton; cytosol. NCBI's taxonomy places the organism in Eukaryota, Metazoa, Chordata, Aves, Anseriformes, Anatidae. Gene Ontology annotation, biological process: post-chaperonin tubulin folding pathway; tubulin complex assembly. The coding region runs from base 1 to 441 and encodes 146 amino acids. Gene Ontology annotation, molecular function: beta-tubulin binding. The record is from RefSeq and is a predicted model, not a curated record. The transcript has 4 exons.
AUGCGCGAGGCGGCGUUGCGCAGUGAGGGCGCCGCGCCGUUCCUGCCGUGCCUGCCGCCGCCGCCGCCGCCGCCGCCUCAGCGCCGUUGGGCCCCGGCCCGCGCCGCUACCGCCAUGGCCGACCCCCGCCUCAGGCAGAUCAAGAUCAAAGCCGGCGUCGUGAAGCGAUUGGCAAAAGAAAAACUUAUGUAUGAAAAAGAAGCAAAACAACAAGAAGAAAAGAUUGAAAAAAUGAAAGCUGAAGCAUGUGAUGAUUAUGGAAUAAAGAAGCAGGUCGAGAUCUUACAAGAGUCACGAAUGAUGAUUCCAGACUGUCAGCGCAGAUUAGAAAUUGCACAUGCAGAUCUUACCCAGCUACUAGAAAAUGAAAAAGAAUUGGAAGAAGCUGAAGAGUAUAAAGAAGCACGUUCCAUACUAGAGUCGGUCAAGCUGGAAGCUUAGAAGUUUUUCAGUACUCUUUAUAUGCAUUAGCACUGGGUCCAUUCCACACCAUUGUUUUACUACAGCUCUAUUACUACUGCUGACUUGCUAAGGUUCCCUUUAUGCAAACUAGCCUUUCACUUACUGCAAGAUGCAUCAAAUAAAGGAUGUUCUGAAACAUAUGUGUGUUCCAAAUUCAGGCAAAAUAGGAACAUUGCCAGUUAACCUCAAAUACAAUAAGAAUUUUAAAAAAUAGAUCUAUUUAAUAUAAGCUUAGGCUAAGAAAUAAAGUACAGUUCAAAUGUUUAGCUAUGUAAGGAAUGUGAGGUGCUAAUAAAUACUUUAGAAGCACCUUGUAAUUGAAAUAAUUUCAAGCCAUUAUAGCAUAAAAUCUGUACUGAAAGAGAAGAUUAACUAAAUGACACUUCAAAGUCACCUAUUUUUUUUCUGUGAUGCAGUUAAUCUGUAAUUUUAUCAAGUAUUACUCCUUGUUUAUCUUUGAGCCUAAGAUGGAAUUAAGAGCUGAUUCCAAACCUUUCUCAAUUUGCCUGAGGUUGAUUUGUAGAGCCCAAUUCACACAAUUUCCAUUGAUCAAAAUUAAGUUACUUUUUCAAUAAAAAGAAUUUUGCAGCUGUUUA